GGCGAGGGGGAUUAGCGGGACGCCGCGGCCCCGCCUUCCCUCCUCGCAUCCCGGGCGCGAUGAGAGGGGGAGAUGGACCCAAGCCGGCGGGACUGGCACCAUGACAUUCGCCGGCUUCGUGGUGGCGCUGGUGAUAGGGGCGAUCCCAGGAGUCCGCGGGCCGGGGCAGGUCUCCGCCAGCCUCCCGGCCGCCCGCGCCCCACAGCCCCCCGCCGGCUGCCCCGCCGGGGGCUUCCCUGCGGCCCAACGCCCCUGGGCACCGGCGGCGCCCGCUCUGCCCGGCGAGGGGCGACCCGGCUGCGUCCCCGGGGCCGGCCGGGGCGCGGCGGAGCGCGGCCGCGCUGACUGCGAGAGAGGGUCAGUGAGACUCCGGGGAGGCAAGAAUGAGUUUGAAGGUACAGUGGAGGUUUAUUUCAAUGGAAUCUGGGGAACAAUCUGUGGGAGCCAUUGGGACAAUAAUGAUGCAACAGUUGUAUGUCGACAGCUUGCACUUGGGGAAAAAGGUACAGCAAAACACAUACCCUUUUCUGGAUUAGGCCUUAUUCCUGUUUUCUGGAGUGAAGUGCGUUGUCGUGGUGAUGAAGAAAAUAUACUGUUAUGUGAAAAAGACACCUGGCAAGAUGGGACAUGUCCUCAAAAAAUGGCAGCUGCUGUCACAUGUAGCUCCUCCCUGGGCCCUGUCUUCACUCCGAUCCGGCUGGCUGGUGGGAGCAAUGCCCAUGAAGGAAGAGUGGAAGUCUACCAUGGUGGCCAGUGGGGCACAGUCUGUGAUGACCAAUGGGACGAUGCAGACGCUGAAGUUGUCUGUCGGCAGCUCGGCCUUGGGGGUGUUGCCAAGGCAUGGAGCCAGGCUUACUUUGGAGAAGGCUCUGGCCCCGUGCUGCUGGAUGAAGUACAGUGCACGGGAAAUGAACUCUCGAUAGAACAGUGCCCAAAAAGUUCCUGGCGAGAACACAACUGUGGCCACAAAGAAGAUGCUGGUGUUUCCUGCACACCUCUCACAGAUGGUGCACUGCGGCUCACAGGUGGGAAGGGCAGUCACGAGGGCCGCCUGGAGGUCUAUCACACAGGGCAGUGGGGCACGGUCUGUGAUGACGGCUGGACGGAGCUGAACACGCAGGUGGUUUGCUGGCAGCUGGGAUUUAAGUAUGGAAAAAGUGCAGGUAUGGAAAAACAGAGCUACACAGAAGGAAUCUCUGGGCCCAUCUGGUUGGAUGAUGUGAUCUGCUCUGGGAAGGAGACAAACCUUCUGCAGUGCUCCCGGCGGGAGUGGGGGAAGCAUGACUGCAACCAUCAGGAGGAUGUCAGACUCAUCUGCCACCCAGAAAACGACAGCCACAAGCGCUCACUUGGUCCUCCCAUCAGGCUGAUGGAUGGUGAGAAUAAGAAGGAAGGACGUGUGGAGAUUUUUAUCAAUGGCCAGUGGGGCACAAUUUGUGAUGAUGGAUGGUCUGAUAAGGAUGCAGCUGUAGUCUGCCGACAGCUUGGCUACAAAGGUCCAGCUAGAGCAAGGACAAUGGCCUAUUUCGGUGAGGGCAAAGGCCCAAUCCAUGUGGAUAAUGUCAAGUGUACAGGAAAUGAGAGAUCCUUGGCAGACUGCAUUAAGCAGGACAUUGGGACGCACAACUGCCGGCACAGCGAGGACGCAGGGGUCAUCUGCGACCACCUAAGCAGGAAAAUCCCUGGGAACAGCAAUAAAGAUUCUCUUGCUUCUGUUUGUGGGCUGAGGCUACUCCAUCGUCGACAAAAGCGAAUAAUUGGUGGGAAAAAUUCUUUACGGGGCGGCUGGCCGUGGCAGGUGGCACUGCGGCUGAAAUCCUCUCAUGGUGACGGGAGACUCCUGUGUGGUGCUACUCUCAUCAGCAGCUGCUGGGUCCUCACUGCUGCACACUGCUUUAAAAGGUACGGCAACAACACUCGCAACUACGUAGUGCGGGUUGGAGACUAUCACACGCUGGUGCUGGAGGAGUACGAGGAGGAAAUCGGAGUCCAGGAGAUUGUGGUGCACAAGGACUACAGGCCUGACAGCAGCGACUACGACAUUGCCUUGCUGAGGCUGCAGGGGCCCGAGGAACAGUGUGCAAGGUUCAGCACCCACGUUCUACCUGCCUGCUUGCCACUGAGGAGGGAGCGACCACAGAAAACUGCUCCCAACUGUUUCAUCACUGGAUGGGGUGACACAGGACGGGCUUAUUCAAGAACACUGCAACAGGCUGCGAUCCCCUUACUUCCCAAGAGAGUGUGUGAAGAGCGCUACAAAAGGAGAUUCACAGGAAGAAUGCUCUGUGCUGGAAACGUGCAGGAACAGAAACGAGUUGACAGCUGUCAAGGAGACAGUGGUGGACCACUGAUGUGUGAACGCCCAGGGGAAAGCUGGGUUGUGUACGGUGUGACCUCCUGGGGCUACGGCUGUGGGGUCAAAGAUUCCCCAGGUGUCUACACAAAAGUAUCAUCUUUCGUACCCUGGAUUAAAAGUGUGACCAAACUGUAAAUACCCAUAAUGAAAACCAAACUUUGAGGCAGGACAACUUGAACAGCACAUGCAGUGCACAGCUGUGAUGGAAAUAGACAUUCUCCUGAUUCAUGUGUUUUUGUUUUCAUUAAACCCAAGCUGUAUACACUCAAGCCUUCCA
Messenger RNA from Pyrgilauda ruficollis (rufous-necked snowfinch), 2633 nucleotides. RefSeq names its product neurotrypsin-like. NCBI's taxonomy places the organism in Eukaryota, Metazoa, Chordata, Aves, Passeriformes, Passeridae. The record is from RefSeq and is a predicted model, not a curated record. Gene Ontology annotation, molecular function: serine-type endopeptidase activity. Gene Ontology annotation, biological process: proteolysis. Gene Ontology annotation, cellular component: membrane.